Messenger RNA from Mauremys mutica (yellowpond turtle), 971 nucleotides. Its product is annotated as SH3 and PX domain-containing protein 2A-like. Lineage: Eukaryota; Metazoa; Chordata; Testudines; Geoemydidae. Bases 481 to 933 code for a protein of 150 amino acids. Gene Ontology annotation, biological process: superoxide anion generation. The transcript has 7 exons. Gene Ontology annotation, molecular function: superoxide-generating NADPH oxidase activator activity; phosphatidylinositol binding. The record is from RefSeq and is a predicted model, not a curated record.
GCGGCCCGGCAGGGAGCGCGGUGGGGAAGGGAGCCGCGCACGCCCGCCCGCCCGCCGCUGCGCCCCGGGGAGCAGCUCCGUCCCUGCCCCGCUCGCGCCGCGCUUCCUUCCUUCCAGCGGGGGCUGCGGCUGCUGGGGGGCCGGGGGCAGCCUGCACGGAGCGGGGGCGCAGGAGAUACAAAGGAGCGGCCGCUGCAGGGCGGGCAGGGGGAGAGGCAGACACCAGGGGGCAGCCUGCAGAAGGGAGCUGAGCCCCCCCUCCGGUGCCCUCAAUAAACCCUGGCGGCAGAGCCAGCGGGAGAACACCCGUCACCCUCCCCCCGCGUGGAGGUCAGCAACCUGGACACCGACUCGGGCACAGGUUCCCAGCUCCCUAGGAAAUCCUCUGGACGGUGAGGAGCUGAUUUGAAAGAAGAAGAAGAAGAAUACAAGGAUACAGCUGGGCCCUGUUUGCUUUUCCUGGUUUUUGUGUGUGUGAAGAUGCUAUCCUACAGCGUGCUGGACGCAAAUGUGGUGGAUGUGGAGAAAAGGAGAAACCCUUCUAAGCACUAUGUAUAUAUCAUAAAUGUAACAUGGUCUGACUCAACUUCCCAGAUCAUCUACCGGAGAUACAGCAAAUUCUUUGACCUGCAGAUGCAGCUUCUGGAUAAAUUCCCCAUUGAAGGAGGCCAGAAAGACCCCAAGCAGAGGAUCAUCCCCUUUCUACCAGGUAAAAUCCUGUUCCGGAGGAGUCAUAUUCGAGAUGUAGCUGUGAAGAGACUGAAGCCCAUUGAUGAAUAUUGCAGGGCACUUGUCAGGCUUCCUCCUCACAUUUCACAGUGUGAUGAAGUCUUUAGGUUCUUUGAGGCUCGACCAGAGGACAUCAACCCUCCGAAAGAUUGCUUCCUCCGGUCUUCAAUGGAGAUACUGGUCACAAUUUUAAUUUAUACGUAAACUACACGCAAAAAACAAUGUUAAAGAAUAGGAGUCAG